AUGACGUCCGAUAUCUACGAUUCGGAUGAUGCGAUGAAUCGCUCCCCUCAACUAGAACCUCAAAAGAUCAAUUAUGGAUUGGAUGCGGACCGACCGCCGUUCGCCUCGAACGAGGCCGAGUGCACCAAGGGAACGGAUGAUCGUUCCCGUAAGCUGCACCAGACGGAGACCCCGAUGCAAACGCAUUACGGCGACGGCGUGCUGAUGAGGUUUAUGGCACCAGACUAUCCGGAAGUUGCUGUGCAUGCUGAGAAGCACCCUUUGGAAUUAUCUCCUAGGCAAGCUCAGAAGGAAGAGAAGGUUAGACCAAAGGAUCAUCCGCCCGUGAAGUUCGAGUCGAAGCCUCCCCUCCUACCUGCGAUAACCACUUCCCCAAAGAGGGAUCGUGUCAAGGUGGAAGAUCCUAAGUCACCUCCUCAACCAAUCCACCCUCCGACUAGCUUCCCUCCACCUCUACCAUUCCAAGAUUCCAAACCGUCUUUCUCCUCACCUCGUCGUCCUCGCCUGUUGUCCCUUACAGCUCCGUCACCGCCCUCCAUAUCUUUCGGAUCUUUAGGAUCCGACCACCGCAGAGCCUCAACCUCAGAAGGGUUCUCCCCUCAAGACUUGAAGUCAAAUGCAGAACUCAGGUCUCAACUCUCCCUGCCCUCCCUCCAAUCCCUCCAAUCUCCACCAUCUUCCGUUGGCGGCCCUUCCCCCGGUGCCUGUCAUACACAAACCUUACCGUCGUUGAAGUCUACCUUGGGACCUGAAUUCACAUCGCGGAUCAAUGGCUUCUCGCCUGCAUCAUACUCUUCUUAUCCUCUAUCUGCUUCCUCCCGCAAUGAUUCCCCCCAUGAUCGCCAAUUACCUAGUAUUUUACCACAGAAUAUUCCGCCAAGUCCGUUCUCUCAUUUCUCCCCAUUGAGCACGAAAGAUAUAUCCAAUAAUCCUUCACCGGCAUCUCAGCCAUCAUUCUGGCACACACCUACUUCAGCCGUGUCAACCGUGCCGUCUCUUCCUCCGCCUGGACCUCCUUCUAAAUCAUUACCGCCACCUCCGCCUCCACCACCAUCGGAUACACACCAGCCCGCGACGCCUUAUGAGACGUCCCCGCUGACUGCUAAAAGCCCAACUGCGAGUUACCCUACUCCAACAGAACCUGUGGCCCCUACAGCCGGUGGUGAUCGGUCAUCGUUUAGCUCACAUCCUUCACCCAAUGGGGGAAGCAUCUCGAGCAUUGGCACCUACAAGUGUACGCAUUCGGGAUGCACUGCAGCACCGUUUCAAACCCAAUAUCUACUCAACUCCCAUGCCAAUGUGCACUCUCAAGAUCGACCACAUUUCUGUCCCGUAGAAGGAUGUGCUCGCGGUUUAGGCGGGAAAGGAUUUAAACGUAAAAAUGAGAUGAUGCGACACGGUCUAGUGCAUAAUUCGCCUGGCUACGUCUGUCCUUUCUGUCCGGAUCAACAACAUAGAUAUCCACGACCAGACAAUCUUCAACGACAUGUUCGAGUCCAUCACGUUGAUAAAAGCAAAGACGAUCCGAUACUCCGCCAGGUCCUUGCACAACGUCCCGUAGGCAGUACCCGAGGUCGUCGACGACGACUGAAUGGAUGA
Molecule: messenger RNA, 1599 nt
Organism: Penicillium malachiteum
Lineage: Eukaryota; Fungi; Ascomycota; Eurotiomycetes; Eurotiales; Aspergillaceae
Exons: 3
Coding region: 1-1599 (532 amino acids)
Biological process (GO): regulation of transcription by RNA polymerase II
Cellular component (GO): nucleus
Source: RefSeq, a predicted model, not a curated record